GUUCGCGAAUGUUUUAAACCUUCUUAUGGUGCGGAUGGUAGAGGUAAUCUUUAUAAGGAAGAAAAUAUUCGACAUUUCGCAAAUGAGGUGAUGAUGGGGACUAAAAAUGAAGGUGCUGACUUGGUUACUGCUGAUGGGGGAUUUGAUGUUCGAGGUCGUGAACGUCUUCAGGAACAUCAUUUAAAACAACUUAUACUAUGUCAGAUAAUUACAAUGUUUAUGACUUUGCAAAAGAAUGGUGAUUUUGUUUUAAAAUUAUUUGACGUUUUCACUCCUUUUACUGCUGGGAUGCGCAAUCCUCAAAUUGUUAGCUUUCUCCUAGAUGUUAACAAAAAGUUUAAUGAAAUAAAAUCGUCCUCCCCUGAAGGGCAAAAAGACGUUAAUGAAGUUGUAGAAUUUAAUGAAAUGAAUCAAGACGAAGAUUUUAUCGAUUAUUUAAAAAUGAGCAAUAUGAAAAUUGCAAUUAAACAAACUGAGGCGCUUGAAGAACUGCUAAAAUAUAUUUCAAACCCGUAUCCUUUUAUUCCUGAAGCCUUUUUUGAUGAGGAAUUGAAACCACCUAAUCAAGAAGAAUAUCGAAGACUAU
Molecule: messenger RNA, 586 nt
Organism: Racocetra persica
Lineage: Eukaryota; Fungi; Glomeromycota; Glomeromycetes; Diversisporales; Gigasporaceae
Source: the annotation of a GenBank genome assembly